AUGACUUUCCUUGCAACGAGAUACAGGCGCUCACAUACACCCAAAUCAUCCUCUGAUAUGGCUGAAAAGUCAUCUUUUCUCUCAACUCGUCUCCCAUCAAUGAAUCUAUCGACACCAGCCGUUUAUCAGUCGCAAGACACACAGGAUGAAUGGCAGCCAAAAGAGCCCCCACAGCCCAAACCUAGCACGUCAUGGACGACACAAAUGAGUACACUUGCCAACAAGAUCAGAGAUAACGCUGCGUCUAUGAAUGCUAUAAUGGCAAAUACAUCCGAUACCAGCGUAGCUGAAAGUCUGGACCGCAAGAGUAUCUCUCAAGGCAUGAAAUUGGUGGCUAUUGCAGCGGAUGAGUUUGAUGAAGGCAAUGACACGGUAGCUUUGGAGAUCUAUUUAUCUGGCAUUGAUAAAAUUCUUAUGGCUUUACCCAACAAAGCAGAUGACAAAACGAAGCAAGCUUUACGACAAAAGCUAACGAGCGUUGAAGAAAGGGUUGGCAUCCUGCAAAUGGCCCAACAGCAAAAUUCUUCGCACAACGUUGGACCCGAUGAUGCUCAUGUUAAACCAACAGCAAGUGUGUUGCAGUCUCUGAAUAUGGCUCCGAUCAUGACCGCGGUGUCAACAUUCAAAUGGGCAGCGAGGACCACUACUCAAGAGCAGCAUAUGAAUAAUCAUCCUCCCAGCAACAUCCUUGAUCAUCAUGGAAUCUAUAGCAGCAACAACAACAGUGUACAUCAACGUGAAGGCGUUGAUAAAUUUAAACGAGCUGGGAACCUUUUCAUUGAAGCAACCGUAUCAUGUGCUGUCCUUAUCAAGCAAUCUCCCUUGCCAGACAUACUUUCAUUGCUAUUUGGCUAUUUUGUACACCUGCUGAUUUGGGUCGACCGACAUUAUCGAGUUACAGAAAAGGCACAAGACCUGGGAAUCGAAUGUAUCAAGUUUGCACUCUAUAUGGAUGAGCAAUAUCAAUUACAUGAAUUCGCAACUGAAGCUCUCUACAUGUUCGUUGCUGCUGGUAUCAGAGCGGCAGUAGCCUAUAAAGAAACACCCUCUCAUUCUGGACCAAAAGAAGAUCAUAGCAGGCCAACAAUUCGCAUUGAUGAAGGAAACAAUACCAACAGUUCUCGAGAUUACCCACGUUGGAAAAAGGCAGACCCAGCCUCCAGUCAAAAGUAG
This is a messenger RNA of Lichtheimia ornata, 1173 nucleotides long. RefSeq lists its product as uncharacterized. The transcript is spliced from 4 exons. Bases 1 to 1173 code for a protein of 390 amino acids. Lineage: Eukaryota; Fungi; Mucoromycota; Mucoromycetes; Mucorales; Lichtheimiaceae. The record is from RefSeq and is a predicted model, not a curated record.